GGCGGAGGCGUGUGCGGUGGGCGGGGUCUAUCUCCUAGGAGACGUCGCUGAGCCCCCUGAGCUGUCCCGCUGCUCUGGCAGCUCUUGCAGUGCUGCGGGCGGCCGCUCUGAUGGCAGACGGGCAGGCUGUGGCUGUCAUCCCGGAGAUCUAGUGCAGGAAGAUCGGGGCCGGCUGGACAAGGUACCGUAGCACGGCAGCCAUGAACAGUCCUGCGUCCCAGAAGAGGAAAGGCCUAUUUCUGUUAAAGAUGCUGUGGCUUUUGCUGACAUGUCUGGUUGGCAAAGGACUGUCUGAAAUCGGAGAUUGCAAAGAACAGGAAUAUUUUGACAAUAAUGGAAUUUGUCGACCCUGCAAGCAAUGUGGCCCAGGCAAGGAGCUCUCUAAGGAAUGUGGCUUCGGAUAUGGCGAAGAUGCUCAGUGUCUCCCUUGUAGACCCAACAGGUUUAAGGAAGACUGGGGCUUCCAAAAAUGCAAGACCUGCCUGGACUGUGCCAUUGUGAACCGGUACCAAAAAACAAAUUGUACAGCUUCUGCAAACGCUGUUUGUGGAGAGUGUUUACCGGGGUACUAUAGAAAGACCAAGCUUGGUGGGUUUCAGGACAUGGAGUGUGUGCCCUGUGGAGAUCCCCCACCUACUUAUGAGCCUCAUUGCAGCAAGGUAAAUCUUGUGAAAAUCAGUGCCACGGCAUCCAGCCCUCGAGACACCGCCCUGGCCGCUGUUAUAUGCAGCGCCUUGUCAACGGUACUAUUGGCCCUACUCAUCCUCUCCGUUAUCUAUUGUAAAAGGCAGUUUAUGGAGAAAAAGCCAAACUGGUCCAGCAGAUCCCAGGAAGUGCAGUAUGUAGGCUCAGAGUUGUCAUGCCUGGACAGACCGCAGCUCACCGAACACACACACAUUACAUGCUGUCAUUGCCAGGAAGAACCAGCACAGGCUUGUGGUCCUGUUCAUUUGAUUCCAUCACUAUGUUGUGAUGAGACGUACAGCAUGGAACAUGGAUGUGUAUUUCGGUCACACAGCACACUCUAUGAUGGGAACGCCGAUUCUGUAGCAGACGUGAUUCCAGCAUUCUUUGGAUCUACUUCACACUCGGCCUGCGGAGAGCGUGCAGAAACUUGGCCCCUUAUGCAAACAGCUCCUGGCAAUGAUAGCAGUCCUGUGUGUGAGCCACAUCCGGAGCCUAUAGCAGGAAGCGCAGACUCUUUGAAUAGAGAUAGUGGGGAGCCAAGUCUCUUCCACGCAAGCAGUGUGCACAGCAUCAGCGGAGAGAUUCUGGGGACGCAGGCUUCAGAACAUCUUCAUCUACCAGAACUUGAUGCCUGUCGAACAGCUGAAGAAAGCCAUGCGGAGAAAGACCAGCUUGCCUGCAGCCUGGAUGAUAAACAGGAAUGUUGAAGGAUGACCGUGUUGCAUACAGUGUUGGAAAUGCAGAAGUGGAUCAUGGCCUAAUCCUAGAUGAAUCCUAGUCCCACUUCUAGGUUCAU
Molecule: messenger RNA, 1483 nt
Organism: Nanorana parkeri
Lineage: Eukaryota; Metazoa; Chordata; Amphibia; Anura; Dicroglossidae
Gene: TNFRSF19
Product: TNF receptor superfamily member 19
Exons: 10
Coding region: 201-1394 (397 amino acids)
Biological process (GO): positive regulation of canonical NF-kappaB signal transduction; positive regulation of JNK cascade
Cellular component (GO): plasma membrane
Molecular function (GO): signaling receptor activity; protein binding
Source: RefSeq, a predicted model, not a curated record